This is a messenger RNA of Aspergillus homomorphus CBS 101889, 650 nucleotides long. Its product is annotated as histone H2A.Z-specific chaperone CHZ1. The transcript is spliced from 3 exons. Lineage: Eukaryota; Fungi; Ascomycota; Eurotiomycetes; Eurotiales; Aspergillaceae. The coding region runs from base 146 to 514 and encodes 122 amino acids. The record is from RefSeq and is a predicted model, not a curated record.
AAGCUGACCUAAAUACUUCAAAAUAGUCACCUUGGACAACGCUUCCUAUCUCUCCUUCUCCUUGCCAUUCUAACCGUGUGAUCGUCUUCGCAUUUCCCUUUCGAAAUCAUUCCAAUAUUCCCUCCUGAACCGAGCAUUUUCCAUCAUGGGUGACAGCAACCAGACCACCACUCCCGGCUACGACCGCGCCGCCAACGCCCCCGAUGCGGCUGCUUUGGACAAGGGCAAGGGCAAGGCUACCCAGCCUAGCCAUGAAGAAAACUUGGAGGAAGAUAGUGAUGAGAGCGAGAAUGAGGAGAUGCUCGAAGACGUCGAAGAAGAUGACGGUGACGACCUGGAGCCGAUCUCUGCGGACAACAUCAUUUCGGGAGGCCGCCGGACACGCGGCAAGACCGUUGACUACCAGGCAGCAGCAGAGAAGUUGAGGGCCGACAACUUGGACGAGGAUGACGAGGAUGAUGAUGAGGACUACGUUGGUGCGGACGAGGAUGAGGAUACCGUCAUGCGCGGCUGAAAUACACGAUCUCUUAAUGGCUCGGACAAAACUAGCACAACACAAUCAACAUAGGGGCGGCGAGUGCGAAUGGGCAAUUGGCUGACAGGCGCAGGCAGGAUAUUGGCGGUCUUCAUAGGGUUCGUUAAGGUCGGGU